AGAAAGCCGCCUAUCUGGCAACACGGCCACAUGGCAACCGUUGCCAGGAAGUGACGUCAGCUAAAUCAGGGGGGGGAAGCCAUUAGCCAGCUCUUGCCUUGUUUUUGAAUCGAUAACGCGGUGCCCAGUGUCACCCGGGCGGUCAUGUUUAACCCCAGUGAUUUGGAGGGUGACGUUGACCACUCCUUUUUUGACAGCGACCGCGACGAAGAAAGAGAUGGAGUCAGACAGGUUGUUAGAAGCGAGGAAAACGUGGAGGGAGAGUUGCCUGCUCGGCCGCCCAGCGGCGCGUUUAUGGCAUUUCUGGGUAGCGAGGACGUAGAAGGCAGUGGCAGCAGCACUGACGACUCUCGAGAGGCACGUCUACCUCGUGCGACGUCAUCGGACGAAACCAGCGAGCUGUCUUCUGCGAAAGGGAGACGAGUCAAACGCUCGAAAGGUUCCUCUUCCACCUCAAGCCAUUACAGCUCGGUGGGAGGCUCGAGGAGGAGAGGUCGGGGGCCGUCAGACGUCGACCGCAGCAAGUCGUCGGAUUUGGGGCUGUCUUUUGCAGAAGAGUCGGACUACACCCUGGGAGACGGGGCGAGUCCUACCUCUUCAUCUUACCUCAGGUCUGUGGAGGCUGACGAAAGCAGCGCCAAGGGACGUACGCAGAGGGAAAGUGCGCCGCUUAGUGGUCACAGUGGCUUCCUUCAUCCAGAUGGGACCCAUGCGGAUGAAUACUCUCAGACAGAGUCCUUUGUUCCUGAGAGUAUUCUAGAGGACAAUGUAUGUUUUCACUGGCGAGGACGACCAAACAGGAAGAACUACACUUUCAACAACAAUGAAGUUCGACGCAUCGAUCACGAGAAUCAGCGACUCCUUCGGGUGCUGUCACGGAUUUCUCUAGCGCCCGGGGCCUCCGUGGGUCAGUACAGCAGAAUUGCAAAGGCGGGUCCCCCUCACAUCCCUCACAGUGCUGUAAAUAGGCUACGGGAGCAGAAACGCAUCGAUAAGGACAACCAAGCUCUCCUAAAGCGGCUGGAGUAUGUCAAGUCUACACCUUUGCUCAAACGUUCAAACCAGCUGGCCGACUACCAGCGCCAAGCCAGAUAUCAGGCUACUCCGUGCCCUGUGUGUGACAACUCCAACCUGGCUGCAUCCAGUGUGGGCAUGAGCUCCAUGCGGGCCAGUACCUCCCAGCUAGGAACACGGGCAACCUCAGUCAGCUCCAAUGCUACCCGGUCCAAAACAAAUCUCUCAGCACGCCCGCCUUUUUGUUUUUAGUCACCUUUUGUUCAGGAUGUGUCUUUACUUUUAACUUAAUAAAUGUUUGUUUUGCCAAAGGAUUUUUUACAUACUUUUUAAACUGAAUAUUUUGGGUCAUGUAGGUCCUUUACAUCUGAACAAGAUGUUUUUGUAAUAUAUGUAGUGCUUUUUAUCCUAAAACAUUUUAAUGCAAAAAUACAUACAUUUGCACUUAAAAAGGGCACCAGCAAUUUAGUAUACUUGAAAUGUGGUAUUCCUAUGUUAAAGGGGACCUAUUAUGCUAUUCCUUUUUUUCUGACCUAUAAAUAUUCCGAUGUUGUAUACUUGUGUUAAACAAUGCCAAUGUGUCAGAUGAGAUUUCAGUUUUUGUUACCCUCUAGAUCUUGCAGAAUCUACACCUAUUCCAGCAGUAGUUUUCUUGGAUUUGUACUUCCUGCCAAAUGGUCCAUUUUGAUUUAUUCCACCUGCGGGCAUGCCCUCUUCACUGUGAUUGGUCACACGCCCAAAGUAGUUCCAAACUACACACCUUAUCAGAGGCACCAUUGGCACCAUUAACAAUCUUGGCACAGCAUCAAUUUUACAUGUUUUUUGCAGGACUACCAGACAUGGUGGGCACUGUGGUUCUUUCCACAUCUGUGGAUGAACAGUGUCUUACAUUAGCACACCUUUCUCUGUGAGAAAUUAAAUAAGUUGUAAUAUAGAUUUACUGUUUUUUUCAUGCAAAAAGGGCAUUUAACUGGUCAUGAGGACAUGGGGGGACAUUGCACCUGUUUUUACAUUUCUAUUUAAAGUAAUGGUAAUACAUUUUAUGGUUUAGGAUUCUGAAAAAUCAAGGGAUUACUUUUAGAAUUUAAGAGGAUCUCAUUUUAGAAAUAUUUAUUCCACAAAGCCCACCUGAUUUUUUUUGUUUUCAUGGCAUAACAAGAGCGUGAGAAACAGAAUAAACCUUUAUUCCUAUA
Molecule: messenger RNA, 2207 nt
Organism: Doryrhamphus excisus (bluestripe pipefish)
Lineage: Eukaryota; Metazoa; Chordata; Actinopteri; Syngnathiformes; Syngnathidae
Gene: cfap97
Product: cilia and flagella associated protein 97
Biological process (GO): spermatogenesis
Source: RefSeq, a predicted model, not a curated record